AUGGAUCCCCAGGCAGCUCGCGAGCUGCUGGAGUACCUGCGCACAUGUUACCCGAUCCUGCUCCUCGUUCUCUUCGUCGUGGCCUUCGUGGCCAACACGAUGGUCGUCGCCCGCAAGGCCAACCGCCAGGAAGCCCAGAAUGUCGGCCCCGGGGGUCGUCCCCUGCCCAGACGGUCCCGCAGCGACUCGGCAUUGAAGAAGACGCAGGCCUUCUCGCGCACCGUCAAGCUGUGCUUCAACUGGCUCUCGGCCGCCGUCCUCCUCACCUUCCUCGCCGAUGCGACCAUCUACGUCGUCCAUGUGAUGGUAGCCCGAUCUGAACAAUGGUGGCGGGGCCAGUCGGUGGUGAUCUACAUCGUCGGUUCUUUUUUCGACUAUGCGGUCAUUCUGAUGACCUUACUCGAUACCACCCCAUCCCCAACGCCCGCUCAACUCGUGUGUUGGUCCGUCGCUAUCCCUAUCGAAAUCGUUAUCCUUACCACCUCCCUGUCCUUCUACACCUCCGUCCACCAUGAGCCCACCGUGGGAGAUCCUGACGGCGGUCCGCUCCGCCGGACUAUCACUUUCUGGGAGAGCAUGGAAGUUGUCUCCAACAGUGUCCGGAUUCUUCUUCUCUUCGCUCUCGUCCUGCUCUACACCUGCAACUCCUUCACCUUCAAGAGCCAUGGUGGACAGACACACCGUGGGGCGAAUGGGGCCUCCGAAACCACCGGACUGCUCGAUUCCUCAGGCGCCGAGAAUGGUCACGCUAAUGGACAUGCCUAUGGCUCAACAAAUGGGGCUGCACGCCCCGAAGCGAAGCCCCAAGAUCCCUGGGUACGGCCCACCACCAUGCCGUCCACGAGCUGGUGGGAGUAUCUGAGUGGCUACUCUCUAUUCUUCCCCUAUCUUUGGCCCUCCAAAUCUCGUCGCCUUCAGAUUGUCGUCGUAGCCUGUUUCGUUCUGCUGGUCCUCCAGCGCAUCGUAAACGUUCUGGUCCCGAUCCAGGUCGGAGCUAUUACGACUGCGCUGGCCAAGCAGCAAGAUCUGAACACUUUCCGCGUUCCCUGGCUCGAAAUAUCCAUGUAUGUCCUUUUCAGGUGGCUUCAGGGCGGCCAAGGCUUGCUGAGCUCUCUACGCUCCAGUCUAUGGAUCCCUGUCAGCCAGUAUUCCUACAUGGAGCUUUCCACGGCCGCGUUCGAGCACGUGCAUGGCCUAAGCCUGGACUUCCAUCUGGGCAAGAAGACCGGCGAGGUGCUUUCUGCGCUGAGCAAGGGAAGCUCUAUCAACACAUUCUUGGAACAGAUCACGUUUCAAGUUGUCCCUAUGUUGGUUGAUCUAAUCAUUGCAAUCAUAUACUUCCUGGUUGCUUUUGAUGUAUACUACGCCCUCGUCGUCGGAAUUUCGACAUUUGGUUAUCUUUAUGUCACUGUCCGCAUGGCACAGUGGAGAGCAGAGAUCCGAAGACAAAUGGUCAAUGCCUCGAGACAAGAGGACGCCGUCAAAAAUGAUUCAAUGGUUUCGUACGAAACAGUCAAGUAUUUCAACGCGGAACAAUAUGAAUUCAACCGAUACCGUGGGGCUGUUAGUGACUUCCAAAGCGCCGAAUAUCACGUUCUAUUCUCCCUGACGUUACUCAACACUACCCAAAACACGGUCUUCAUGCUCGGCCUCCUACUCACCUGUUUCAUUGCCGCCUACCAGGUUGCAACUGGCCAGCAGCCGGUGGGCCGUUUCGUGUCCUUGUUGACCUACAUGGCUCAACUUCAAGGCCCUCUGAACUUCUUUGGUACUUUCUAUCGUUCCAUUCAAUCGGCCCUGAUCAAUGCCGAGCGUAUGCUGGAGCUCUUCCGAGAGCAGCCUACGGUGGUCGACAACCCCCGUUCCACCCCAUUGUUCAAGUGCAAGGGUGACAUCAGCUUUGAUAAUGUCGAAUUCUCAUACGAUGUGCGAAAGCCCGCUUUGAACGGACUGACAUUCCGCUGUGAACCGGGAACUACUACUGCUUUGGUGGGAGAGUCUGGCGGAGGUAAAUCGACAGUCUUCCGGCUCCUGUUCCGCUUCUACAAUGCCGAGAAGGGCUCAUUGCGUGUUGAUGGAAAAGACGUCCAGGACAUCACCAUCGACUCUCUUCGCAAGCACAUUGGUGUGGUGCCGCAAGACACAGUCCUUUUCAACGAGACCCUGAUGUACAACUUGAAGUAUGCCAACCAGGAUGCUACCGACGAAGACGUCUACCGGGCCUGCCGCGCCGCCAGUAUUCAUGACAAGAUCAUGGCGUUCCCUGACGGUUACAAUACGAAGGUCGGAGAGCGUGGCCUCCGACUUAGUGGUGGCGAGAAGCAGCGUGUGGCCAUUGCGCGCACUAUUCUGAAGAACCCUCGGAUUAUCCUUCUCGACGAAGCUACUGCAGCUCUUGACACCGACACCGAGGAGCACAUCCAGCAUGCUCUUUCCACGCUCUCUCACGGCCGGACCAUGCUUGUGAUCGCUCAUCGCCUGAGCACAAUCACAACCGCGGAUCGCAUCCUGGUCCUGUCGGAUGGCCAAGUCGCUGAGAGCGGCACUCACGAGGAGCUUCUGGCCAUGAAGGGUCGUUAUGCCAGCAUGUGGCGCAAGCAAAUUCGGGCGCAGAAGGCUGCCGCAGAGGCCCAAGUGCUUCAGGAUCGUGCGGAACGUAUUCGCAACGCAACUAACAGCGACGACAGCUCUAGCCAGUCAGAUGAGGACCGAAAUUGCGCCCGACCCGCUCACUAG
Molecule: messenger RNA, 2736 nt
Organism: Penicillium argentinense
Lineage: Eukaryota; Fungi; Ascomycota; Eurotiomycetes; Eurotiales; Aspergillaceae
Gene: hmt1
Product: putative vacuolar ABC heavy metal transporter (Hmt1)
Exons: 3
Coding region: 1-2736 (911 amino acids)
Biological process (GO): transmembrane transport
Cellular component (GO): membrane
Molecular function (GO): ATP binding; ABC-type transporter activity; ATP hydrolysis activity
Source: RefSeq, a predicted model, not a curated record